UAUCGAUUGUUCACAAGUUACACUUCAACUAAAUUACCAUCCGCUUACUCUGUUCCAUAAACAGCCACCACCACAAUAGCAAUGUCUUCACCAAGACGCCGUAUCGAGACCGAUGUUAUGAAACUUUUAAUGAGCGACUAUGAAGUCACCCUGGUCAAUGAUAAUAUGCAAGAAUUCUAUGUUAGAUUUCAUGGACCCACUGACACACCUUUUAGUGGCGGAGUUUGGAAGGUUCAUGUUGAAUUACCAGACCAGUACCCAUAUAAAUCUCCUUCCAUUGGGUUUAUGAACAAGAUUUUUCACCCCAAUAUCGAUGAACUAAGCGGAUCUGUCUGCCUAGAUGUAAUUAAUCAGACAUGGAGUCCAAUGUUUGAUAUGAUCAAUAUUUUCGAGGUAUUCCUUCCACAAUUAUUAAGAUAUCCUAACCCGACGGAUCCUCUUAAUGGUGAAGCUGCAGCACUUUUGAUGAGAGAACCGACAUCUUAUGAUAGUAGAGUCAAGGAGUACGUAUCACACUAUGCAACAAAGGAAGCAGCUGAUGCUGCCACUGAUGAAAGCUCUGAGGACGAUAUGAGCUCCAUUGGCUCCUUUUCUGACGAAGAAGCGCCAGGAAUGGAGCUGUAAUGCCUGCACUUAUACUAGGUUUUCUGCCAUUGUGAGACUUGAAUACAUAGGGGUGGAUU
Molecule: messenger RNA, 683 nt
Organism: Batrachochytrium dendrobatidis JAM81
Lineage: Eukaryota; Fungi; Chytridiomycota; Chytridiomycetes; Rhizophydiales
Product: E2 ubiquitin-conjugating protein UBC8
Exons: 7
Coding region: 82-624 (180 amino acids)
Biological process (GO): protein polyubiquitination; ubiquitin-dependent protein catabolic process
Cellular component (GO): nucleus
Molecular function (GO): ubiquitin conjugating enzyme activity
Source: RefSeq, a predicted model, not a curated record